AUGAGGCUCCUUCUCUCUCUAUUGUCCUCCCAUUCCUCAAUGCUGAUGCUUAAUUUUCAAAACUUCGAUAUUACCAAGGGACCUACGACAUCAGCCGGAGAAAAACCCCGGCAAGUACAUAAUCCGAGCCAGGGAGCCGCUCGGUGCAGUGGGGAGGAGAGACACGCAAACGCACUUUUGCAACCGACACACCGACACACAGACAGGCCACGAUUUCAUCUGUUUUUCCGGCGGAAUUUUUUAUUAUUUUUUUUGCAUCCUCCUGUCCUGUUUUUUCCUUUCUUCCCUCUUCCUUCCUUCCUUUCUUUCUUUGCUGAGUUUGAUUCGGGCGAGGAUAAUCCGGGGGAGGUUUUAUUUGUCGGAAGCGCGAGAAUGUCAGCCACCUUUCCGGGACUGGUUCAUGAUGCCGAGAUACGUCAUGACGGAUCAAACAGCUAUCGUUUGAUGCAGCUCGGCUGCCUGGAGUCGGUGGCCAACUCGUCGGUGGCUUACUCGUCGUCAUCUCCGCUCACGUACCCGGCCACCGGGACCGAGUUCGCGUCACCGUACUUCCCCGCCAACCACCAGUACACGCCCUUGCAUCACCAGUCUUUCCACUACGACUUUCAGCACGGGCACCACGCCGCCGUGAACGCCGACGCGUACUAUUCGCAGCAGUACUACCAGCAGCUGCACCAUCACGGCGAGCCGACCGACUUCAUCAACCUACACGGCGCGCGCGCGCUCAAGUCGUCGUGCCUGGACGAGCAGCGACGCGAACUCGGCUGCCUGGACGCUUACCGACGGCACGACUUGUCGCUCGUGAGCCACGGCUCGCAGUACGGGGUGCACCCCGAGCAAAGGCUGCUGCCCGGGGCCGGUCUGGGGCUUCCGCCGGGGGCUGAUGACCUACAGGGGUCCGUGGACGCGCAAUGCGGGCUCAUGUUGAACGGACAAGGCGGGGUUAUCCGACGGGGAGGCACGUGCGUGGUGAACCCUACAGAUCUGUUCUGCUCUGUCCCUGGCCGUCUCUCACUUCUCAGCUCUACCUCCAAAUACAAAGUGACCAUAGCUGAAGUCAAAAGGCGACUGUCUCCACCAGAGUGUCUCAAUGCCUCACUGCUGGGGGGCAUCCUCAGGAGAGCAAAGUCUAAAAACGGUGGCCGGUGCCUCAGAGAGAAGUUGGACAGGUUGGGGCUGAAUCUCCCAGCAGGCCGUAGGAAAGCCGCCAAUGUCACACUACUUACGUCUUUAGUUGAAGGUGAAGCGUUACAUCUAGCACGGGAUUUUGGCUACACCUGUGAGACAGAGUUUCCCACUAAAGCUGUCGGAGAACAUCUGGCACGGCAACACACAGAGCCAAAAGAGCAGAACGCCCGCAAGAAAAUGGUGCUGGCCACCAAGCAGAUCUGUAAGGAAUUUCAAGAUUUACUUAGUCAGGAUCGCUCUCCGUUGGGUUCUUCGAGACCGACACCAAUCCUGGACUUAGAUAUUCAGAGACAUCUAACACAUUUCAGUCUGAUCACACACGGUUUCGGCACGCCGGCGAUCUGCGCCGCUCUCAGCACCUUCCAGACGAUCCUCAGUGAAAUGCUGAACUACCUGGAGAAGCACUCGGCUAACAAGAGCACGGGAACUCCUGACGGCAGCCAGAUAAACUCCAACUCGGAAAAAACGCCGCUACGCAAAACGAACGAGACGCCAUCAAAAGAUGGGAAAAUGGAGAAAACGGAAUGACUCCGCCCAUUUAUUUUUAGUUUUGUGUAUUUUUUGUUCUCUUUUUUAUUUUAAAGGAAUUGCUGCUGACUCACUUCCUGAUUUGAGCCCUAAUGAUGAUUGGGCAGAGUUUGAUUCAGGGCGCGGCUCAAUCAGGGCGGGCUUUUUUGUUUAGUUUUGAAGUUGGGGAUUAAUUUAUUACCUUAUCAUUAUUUUACUGAUGUCUCUUUUUUUUUCUUGUCAGAUAAGUUAUUUGGUUUAGAGCUCGUCCCUGUACAGAUAGUUGAGAUGAUUAUUUAAAUAAUAAUAAUAAUAAUAAUAAUGAUAACAAUAAUAACAAUUAAGAAAUGUAAAGCAGACACACAUUCCAAGGCGUCAUUUCAGGUCGUGUCGGAGCUGUAAAUGAAUGGCGGUGACACUCAUCGUUGCCAUCGUUAACUGUAUAUUAAAUGUGCAUGUUAAGAUUUGUACACUGUUUGGAACCCUCACUUAACCUGCAGAACGUCACCACAUCUCAACCGCAUUUGUAAAGAAGUUAUAUAUAAAUGUAUAAAAACAGCAAUUUUUUCUUGCAGGUUUUGAACUACAUAUAUGAAAUAUCCUUACA
Messenger RNA from Clarias gariepinus (North African catfish), 2302 nucleotides. RefSeq names its product transcription factor AP-2 delta (activating enhancer binding protein 2 delta) (gene tfap2d). Lineage: Eukaryota; Metazoa; Chordata; Actinopteri; Siluriformes; Clariidae. The record is from RefSeq and is a predicted model, not a curated record. Gene Ontology annotation, cellular component: nucleus. Gene Ontology annotation, biological process: anatomical structure development; regulation of cell population proliferation; regulation of transcription by RNA polymerase II. Gene Ontology annotation, molecular function: DNA-binding transcription factor activity, RNA polymerase II-specific; RNA polymerase II transcription regulatory region sequence-specific DNA binding.